Seriola aureovittata is the source of this 2861-nucleotide messenger RNA. RefSeq names its product group XIIA secretory phospholipase A2-like. Gene Ontology annotation, molecular function: A2-type glycerophospholipase activity; calcium ion binding. Bases 958 to 1656 code for a protein of 232 amino acids. Gene Ontology annotation, cellular component: extracellular region. Lineage: Eukaryota; Metazoa; Chordata; Actinopteri; Carangiformes; Carangidae. The transcript is spliced from 6 exons. The record is from RefSeq and is a predicted model, not a curated record. Gene Ontology annotation, biological process: arachidonate secretion; lipid catabolic process; phospholipid metabolic process.
UACCUUCAUUGCUUUAAAUAGAACAAAAAUAGUAGAAACACCAGCGCAGCAGCCGACAGACAAAAUGCUACGUUGCUAGCCAACAGAGUAAUGAUGUUCAAUGAUGUUCAAUGAUGUUCGUUGAUGAUGUUCAAUACAAGUCCUCACUUUCUUCAAAUGGCAUUUUGAGGGUUAGAAUUAGGUCAGGUGUGUGCGUGUGUUUGGGAGGAAUAUUGGGAAAUUGUACUCAAGUUAAUUUCAGUCAGGCACUUUGCGGUCUGUGCAUGCAACUGAUAAUUACAAAUACACCCGGUUGGCAGAACUAAGAACUCCUAGCUAAGACUAAUGCAGUCUAAUAGUCCUGCAAUUUUUAAUAUUCUUAAAAUUGUUGAUUCAGCUGUAUUAUCAUUUUGGAUGAUGUAGUGCUGAUGGGCUGCUUUACAUUGUAAAGCCUACCUUCAUUGCUAUGAAUGGGACACAAUAGUAGAAACACAAGGGCUACAACCGGAUCAGUAAACCCGUGACUUAUGAGUGAGUAUGAAAAGGCUGAAGUGAAACCAAAACGUACCUGCUGGGAAACGCUCUUAUCUGGCUCUGAUAUGACAUGGAAGAUGGCCUUUCCUAUCUUCGUUUUUCUCUUUUUGUGCUCUUGCCGAUGUUUACCACACGUGGCUGCCUCCAAACAAGAGCCAGAGACUCCAGACUGGAUAAGGACCCUGAAAAGAAUUUGUAAUGUCAUACACAACAGCGAACCAUCACUGGAUGUGUUGGAUUUGUUUGUUGGCCAUAAGCGUAGUGAUGGUAAAUGAGCUUCUUCCUUUCUUCUUUUAAAUAUUUUCUUAAAGUGAAUAAUUGAUUUGUUUAUUUGCACUUCCAAACAUUGCUGAUAUUAUUCACACCUGUGCGUUUGUGUCUGUUGGGUUCGUUCUCUUCCCACAUGUGUCAGCCUCUAAACAAGAGUCAGAGAGUACAGACUGGAUGAAAAGUAUUUUUGACAAAAUACAAAAGAUUGAAACAUUCCUGGAGGCAGCGUGGUCCCUGUAUUUUGGCUAUAAGCAUAGUGAUGAGCAAGAGAUGCCAGACUGGUUGAAGACUGUGAAAACUCUUCGUGACAGAACGCACAACAUUCACACAUUCCUGAAUGGGCUGCGGAAAGUGUACAAAGUGUUAAGUGGCAUAGGGAAGAAGAGUCCAGACUGGAGGAUGAUUCUGAGAACUUUCUGUUACACCGUACACAUGAUUGAACCAUUACAGGAUGCAGCACAGAUCUUUCGUGAUGGCGAUGACAGGGUGUGUCAUUAUAGGUGCAGUGACGGUAACAACCCGGUGCCUCGUCCUGGGUACAAGCAGCCACCACCCAAUGGAUGUGGCUCCCCACUGUUUGGAUUUCAGUUUGACAUAGGCAUCCCUUCCAUGACCAAAUGCUGUAACCAACACGAUAGUUGCUAUGACACCUGUGGCCAAAAGAAGCGCAACUGCGAUGACGAGCUCCGUCACUGUCUCAUGACCAUGUGCAGGAAGGAGCUCAAACCUCUGGGAUCGGAGACGACUGUCCAAGCUUGUGAGUCGGUGGGGACUCUGCUGCAUGACAUGGUUAAAUACUUGGGAUGUAAGCCGUACCGGGACAGCCAGAGAGAGUCCUGUAUGUGUCAGUAUGAAGCGAAGGGGGAACUGUGACACUGCAACAGGAACGAGAUGGUUCAGCAGUACAAGAUACAAGAUUCGCUGAAGGACACCAGCAAUACAUUUUACUUUCAGACUUUCAGAGUUUCGAUAAUGUCAUACUUCUUCAAAGUGAAUGUGAAACUACUUAAGUUUUUAGAGUAGACAAUUAAUUUGGAUGCUUGGGAACGACCCAAUCUGUAAUGCUAAACCUGUAUAACCUGAAGUAUUCUAGUGGGUGUGGUACAACAAUGUGCAUUUUGUUUCUAGGCAACAAGAAUACAAUUGAACAUAUAUGAAAAAUGAUUUCCAAUAUUAUGUCAAUGAUAGAUAAAUAAGGGAGUUCUUCUGGAAAUCAGCAACUGCUUUUAAACUCAGCACAACAAACUAACAGUUUCAGAAGCUUUAUUUUCCCCUAUAAUUGGAAUUGGCACUGAAUUCAAGAAAUAUAUGUUUUGUUUUUGUAUAUAUUUUGUUUUUCCUUAUGUAAGAUUUGUGAAAGUGAUAUGGAGGGAAAUGGACUGGUGAGAACACUGUGGAGAAAAAUUGAACUGUCAUCAAAAAAUGAUAUUGAUUAUUAAUUAUUGAUAAUUCUGUGUCAAUUGUCAUCAUGGACAUUUUUGAAGAAGCUUUACCACAGAAGCUCUGUUUGCCAAACAUAACAUGAUAUAUCUGGAGAAAGGUUUUUUUGGUAAAGGUUUAUUUGAAGUUAAUUGUAUGGGAGAAAUCAGGGUAUCUGCAGAUCUUGAAAAGUCUUAAAAACAUUUAGUCUUGCAUGUUGGAACAUACUAUUGUUCCAGACCUCUGACCUUAAAUUAAUUUGUUAUUUUUUACCUAGUUGAUCCAUCCAUCCAUUCAACCACCCAUUUUCUGGUGAUUAAUUGAUUAGUUGAUUGAUAGAAAAAUCAUUGGCAACUAUUUUGAUAAUCAGCAAAUUCUUUCGAGCAAAAAUGAAAAAAUGCCAAACAUUUUCUCUUUCUAACUAGUGAAGGAUCUGCUACUUUUUUUUUUCUCAUAAAGCCUAUCACAAUGAACUGAACAUCUUUGGGUUUUGAACUAUUUUGAUAAAACAAGACAUUUGUGGCAUAGACUCAACAAUUAUUUGACAAAUAAUAAAAAUGUAAUAUAAAAAAAAUCAGCAGAUUAAAAUAAUUUAUCAUUUAUAUUAUCAGGAAAUAAUGGCAAAAAUGUGAAAUAAAACUUUAUAUAAUAAUUCUUUC